Protopterus annectens (West African lungfish) is the source of this 1758-nucleotide messenger RNA. It is a transcript of the gene ATP5F1B, whose product is annotated as ATP synthase F1 subunit beta. The record is from RefSeq and is a predicted model, not a curated record. Gene Ontology annotation, molecular function: ATP binding; ATP hydrolysis activity; proton-transporting ATP synthase activity, rotational mechanism. Gene Ontology annotation, biological process: proton motive force-driven mitochondrial ATP synthesis; proton transmembrane transport. NCBI's taxonomy places the organism in Eukaryota, Metazoa, Chordata, Ceratodontiformes, Protopteridae. The transcript has 10 exons. The coding region runs from base 39 to 1604 and encodes 521 amino acids.
CCGGUUUUGCCCUUGUUCUCUCUUUAAUUAGAUCGACCAUGUUGGGAGUUACUGGCCGCUGUUGUUCGGGGGCUUUGCAAGCCUUUCGAGCUAGUGCAAAUCCUUUAGCUGUAUUUAAGGGGAGUCCUGCUGCUCUUUAUUCACGCCGAAACUAUGUGGCUCAAGGUGCACCUGCAGCAAAGCCUGGUGUUGCAACAGGGCGAAUCGUGGCAGUCAUUGGUGCUGUUGUUGAUGUGCAGUUUGAUGAAGGACUUCCACCUAUUCUGAAUGCUUUGGAAGUAGCUGGCCGUGACUCAAGAUUAGUGCUGGAGUGUGCUCAACAUCUUGGUGAGAAUACUGUACGCACCAUUGCUAUGGAUGGCACAGAAGGCUUGGUUCGUGGACAGAAGGUUAUUGAUACUGGGGCUCCUAUUAGGAUUCCUGUUGGUCCUGAAACCCUAGGCCGGAUUAUGAAUGUCAUUGGUGAACCCAUUGAUGAAAGAGGACCUAUUACUACAAAGCAAUUUUCAGCUAUCCAUGCUGAAGCUCCUAAGUUCACAGACAUGAGUGUUGAACAGGAGAUCCUGGUAACUGGCAUUAAAGUUGUGGACUUGCUGGCACCAUAUGCCAAAGGUGGUAAAAUCGGGCUUUUUGGCGGUGCUGGUGUGGGAAAGACUGUGCUGAUUAUGGAACUGAUUAAUAAUGUUGCAAAAGCCCACGGUGGCUAUUCAGUCUUUGCUGGUGUUGGAGAACGUACUCGUGAGGGUAAUGACUUGUACCAUGAAAUGAUAGAGUCUGGGGUCAUUAAUCUGAAGGAUACUACUUCUAAGGUUGCAUUGGUAUACGGGCAGAUGAAUGAGCCACCAGGUGCUCGUGCCAGGGUUGCCUUGACAGGUCUAACUGUUGCAGAAUAUUUCCGUGACCAAGAAGGACAGGAUGUACUGCUUUUCAUUGACAAUAUUUUCAGAUUCACCCAGGCUGGUUCAGAGGUGUCUGCCUUACUGGGUCGUAUCCCAUCAGCUGUAGGUUACCAACCAACUCUGGCAACUGAUAUGGGUACCAUGCAGGAAAGAAUUACCACAACUAAAAAGGGAUCUAUUACAUCAGUGCAGGCCAUCUAUGUACCUGCUGAUGACUUGACUGAUCCUGCUCCAGCUACCACCUUUGCUCACUUGGAUGCCACAACUGUACUGUCUCGUGCUAUUGCUGAGCUGGGUAUCUACCCAGCUGUGGACCCACUGGAUUCAACAUCUCGUAUUAUGGAUCCAAAUAUUGUUGGCAGUGAGCAUUAUGACGUGGCUCGUGGGGUACAGAAAAUUCUUCAGGACUACAAAUCGCUUCAAGAUAUCAUUGCUAUUUUGGGUAUGGAUGAGCUGUCUGAAGAAGACAAGUUAACUGUUGCACGUGCUCGCAAGAUCCAGAGAUUCCUUUCCCAACCUUUCCAGGUUGCAGAAGUCUUCACUGGCCAUCUUGGAAAAUUGGUGCCCCUGAAAGAUACAAUCAAGGGUUUCAAGAUGAUCCUUUUGGGUGAACUGGAUCAUCUUCCAGAGCAAGCCUUCUACAUGGUUGGCCCCAUUGAAGAAGCUGUUGCAAAGGCCGAGAAACUGGCAGAAGAGCAUUCCUAAAUUCCAUUUGUAUAAAAGUUUAGGGUUAAUUGUAUAAAGAUCAUUUUUUGUCACUGGGGCAAAAGAGAUUUUAUUUAAAUGUUCCCAUUUAUGUGGAAAGCUGGUUAAACAACAUUGUGCACUGUUCAUAUUAAAUACAAAACAGAAAAAUAAA